AUGAAAUUUAUCAAGAGAAAAUCUCAGCGCGAUGAUAUCCCUCAAUAUGCUGAGCCGAAGCCUGUAGCGAGCGUCGCUCCCCCGCCAGUGGCCAAGGACCUCCCUCCGACGCCGUUAUAUGCUCGCUAUGCGCGCAUGACAUCAAGCCCGAGUUUUGAAUCUCUCAACAACGGUCUCGACAGCCCCUCCGCUUCCCGCUUUUCCGCCUUUAACGCAAGUACUGCGAGCGGAUUCGGCAACGGCACGCCCAGUCUCAGCAGCCAUGGUGGGGAUGCCGCUGCUGCUGGGUCUCACGGACGAGCAGCUGGAUCGUCUCUCCUCAGUGCUGGCAAAGCUACCCCGAGCGAUCCUCCAGCAGCACCCGCCAAACCAGAGCCCAUCAAACUCAAGCCUAGACGCGUUCGAACAACGACAGACGAACCAAAUAGACCAGUUUCCAUGUAUACGGAGAAAGCAAAGGUGACUACGAGCUCCGGCGUGGUCAACGGCGAGAGUGCAGAGACCAAUGGAUUGCUGUCGGCCGCAAACGGGAGCGCAAUCAAUAGUACGUCUUGGGAAAAUGCAUUCUUGGGAGAUGAUUGCUCAAGUACAACCCUUUCUUCAGAUGCCAAUCAGUCCAAGCCACAGGCCGGCGUCAUGUCAUCCCAAAACCGUUUCUCAUCCCCUCCUCCGGCGUCAAGCCACGAGCGAUCCUCGCACGACGGGGCAACCUCUCGCCUUGUAAACCAUGCCCAUACAGGGUCUGGUACUGCUACCGCACAUGCGACACGAAGGUCGACAGCCCCGACUCCACAAAACGAGACAAACUCAAUCUUCGACACGAAACCGACAGUCCUUCAAAAGUCCAUUCUUGCUCAAGAUGACGAUCCGACUGACGUCUCAAAAUUGUACAAUUCCGCCAUUCGCGCAACGGAGCCACCAUCGAGCACAAGCUCGCCAUCGGCUCCAUUCAGGCCGAAAGAGGGACCCCCUAUCGCGCUGCUUGCGCGGAUUGCUCGCGAAAAGGAAGCCGCGGCUGCAAAAGCCAAGCCGCGUCGUCUCAUACGUCCAAUUUGGACGGAGACAUUCUUGUCAAACCUCCAAGUCGACGCGAAGAACGUCGCCUCGGAGCCUGUUAACCCCCCAAUUCCUUCAGCGCGCUCGCCUAGUCCGACAAAAGCCACCAUCGUGACAGGCGUCGAGAAUCAAAACAGCACGCCGCUCGAGUCGAAACGGAGAUCUGCCAUUCCACCGUCUCAAGGUCUCAAGCCAUCCAACCUCUCGGGUGUCGGGACGGCCGCUCGCACUUCCCAGCCAUCGAACAUGGCAUCUGCGGCUCCCUCGAGUGCUCUCGCGGAUGGCGGUCUGACCGCAUCGCCAGUCUUGAAGCCUGUUAAAUCUUCGGAACAUUUGGUACCCUCUCCACUCCCAAUCGAUCCCAACUAUCCCAACAAAAUCCCUGAGAAGACUCCCCUUGUGCGUCCCGCACCCAAAUCGACUACUACAUCAUCAUCAUCUUUACUCUCAGGCGACUCCAUGUCUGCUACUGCUCCUACCUCUGCGGCAUCCUCGGUAGCUACUGUCCGCCAGAGUCGCAUUCAACAAUCAGAACAAGAAAAGCCGGCGCCAGCACCUGUGGAAAUGUCCAAGGUUGCCGAAGCACGUCGCGCUUUGGAGCAAGCAGCUAAGAGCGGCUCUAAUGGUUCAUCCAAGAUUCCAGAGCCAGCCAGCAAUCGCAGCUUCCCUUCGACGAAUAUUCCGUCUCGCCAAAGUUCUAUUGCAUCUGCAGCGAGUUCGUCGACGCCAAGCGCUACCUCACGUUCCACUGCAACGUCGCCAAGUGGCAUCGCCACGCCAGACGACAUGCCUACACGACGCCUUCCAGAGGCGCAGAUUGUUAGCAAGGUGACUCUCACAAAAAGUGGGUCCAAGAUCAACAACGUCACCUAUACACGAGAACCAGAGGCCGUGCAACAACCUGCCCCGUCUCCCAGGAAAUCAAAGACGGCUCCGCAAGAGACACCAGCCCCACUGACUUUCCCUACACAGGAGGAGAGGAGACGCAGUGGCGAGGGCAAGCGAGCUCGUUCUGGGUCUGGACAUCGUCGUCGCGAGAAAGAAUCGCGAUCAUCUCACGAGAGCCAUAAUGCUGCUCCGGAAGAGCCCCCUGUCCCGCCUUCACCCGUACCCCCAUCUCCAGUCUCUCGAAAGGAGCGCUCUCCGGAGCAUCAUCGUGUGAAUGGACACCGCGAGAUGCGAGACUCGUAUCAAGCCCAAGUCCAACCAGAGUAUCAACGCCCCCAGUACAAUGGCGACUCUACUCCCGUGCUUCGUGCUCGUUCACCAGCGAUGCAGCCUUAUGAGCCACAAUACGCGCCACAACGUCAGUCUCAGUAUGUCGAGGAGCAAGAUCAGGAGCCAGAAGAGGAAAAGUUUUACCCCAUCGAGAUGCAUUUGAGCUAUCCUGUCCUAUUGGCGGCAACGCUUCCCUAUCUGCAGUUCCCUGAUACUCUCUCGCUCUCAAGCUCAUCAAAGGUCAUUCGAAAUAUGCUCGAGGACCGCCGCGAGCUGCGUGAGGAAAUCUUGGAACGGUAUCUUGGAACUGUUGGAUACACGCGGUGGGACUUUGGCAAGAAGAAAGAGCCCAUGGACCUCAACUCUUAUCUUCGAGGGGUCUCGAUCCCCAUUCAUCGAUAUGCUGAAAUCUCUGAAGGUCAGACAUUCUCAGCAAAGGAGGGGAAAAGCAGGAUUGUGCGCCUCCUCGCAUCAUCCACGCGUGCCUACACCAAGGUAGUGCUCCGAUUGAGAGCUCAAGCAGAGGCAGAUGCGCUUCUCAACCAAACGUCGCCUGAUGGAGCCCCUGCGAUUCUCGAGCGGUCGCGGCCCAAUUCUCCGCUCAUCCGAGCGCAAAGCCCACCGACGACGGGUGGGACGUGGAAAAAGACGUUCCACUCUCCUCUUUAUCGCAUUGGUCAUGCACCCGUGCUGCGUGUAUUUGUGCCAAGUCCAGAGGGACCUUGGCUCAGCGAUGCUAGCGUUCUCGCUUGUGAAAAAGAGCUGAAGCGUGCUGGUGUCGUUCAUUUGCUGAAGAUUGGAGAUGUCAUCUGGGACACCGCGGUGUCAGAUGAAGCGGGUUUCGGCAAUGCUGGGCGCCUGAUCUGGGAUGGCAAUUAUCUUAUUGACCUGGAUUACACCUUUAGUACGACUGGUGACGUCCCACCAUAUCUUCACAGUCUGUCGUUUCCUCCUGCAUACUUCCACAAGGUGCUGCGCUCUUCCGGAAACCCAAUCGUACAGCUUGAUCUUCGUCCAUGGGGGAAAGACAUUGCGUCCAAUCUUCAGCUCGUUCAAGACAGAGGCUCAGCCGAAACACCUCAAGGCGGACGGCACGCUGUUAUGCGGUGGACGCACCGAACACGCUUCCAAGUCACGCGUGGUACUCCUAUUCCGGAUACCAACCUUGUGGUCGAUGCGGGGUGGGAAGGCGCAUUGGUCAUCGAAGCCGAAGGUACGAACGAGGGCCUGGCCGAUCUUCAGCUCCGAUGCGGUAUGGAGUGGUUCAAGCCUCAGCCUGGAGUACAGCCAAAGCAAGGGGAUGGAGGUCGCGUGUUUAGACUUUUGCGCGAAAGAAGUCGCCCCGGCGAGAUUUGGCUGCGUACAGUUCGUAUGAAGGAACGAAUCUCGUGA
Serendipita indica DSM 11827 is the source of this 3666-nucleotide messenger RNA. The record is from the annotation of a GenBank genome assembly. NCBI's taxonomy places the organism in Eukaryota, Fungi, Basidiomycota, Agaricomycetes, Sebacinales, Serendipitaceae.